Aegilops tauschii subsp. strangulata is the source of this 838-nucleotide messenger RNA. The record is from RefSeq and is a predicted model, not a curated record. NCBI's taxonomy places the organism in Eukaryota, Viridiplantae, Streptophyta, Magnoliopsida, Poales, Poaceae.
GUUUCAAAAAACCCAAACCCGCGGUGACUAGCGAUUUAACCCGUUUUCUGACGGACCGGGCCCAUCUGUCAGCCCACGUGGCCACGCGCGCUCACGGCGCGGCCGUUAACGGCCGUUAGCCGACCGGCCCGGUCGGAACUGGGUUAAAUAACCGCUCGGUCGGUCGGGCGCUCUCGUGCUCGCUCGCUCACUCCCCUGCUCUCACUCCUCUGCUCCAGUACGAGCUCGCCGCCGCUCGCCGUCUUCGAGGCCGGUGGCCGUCGACCUCCUUGCCGCAAUGCCUUCCUGGAACGACGAGGAAACCAGCUCGGAGGAGGAGUGCGAGGUUGUCAGCAUGGACAUGGGACUUAUGGAGGAACCAGACACCACUGUGGAGCCCCUUUUCUGUGGCCAACUUGAGCUUGCUCAUCCCAAGUGCAUUCUGCACCAACUGAGGCCUAUUAAGCGUGUUGCUUUUGAAGGGCCUGUAACAGGAAGGCGUUUCUAUGGCUGCCCAGUCCAGGAAAAUGGUGUGAAUUGUGGUGUUGUAGAGUGGGUUGAUGGGCCUUGGCCAACUGUUCUUCAGAGAUGUUUGUGCAAACUAUGGGAGAUGUUCCAUGAGCAGAACUUUGGAAGGGUACAGGACAAGGAGAAGUUUGAGAAGGAGUUGGCCAGGCUUAAGAGUGAACAUGAAAGGGAGUUGGCCAAGCUUAGGACUGAAAAUGACAAGCUUUGCAUUGAGUACACCAAGCUUGUUGAUGAUGUAUCCAAGAUGUUUGAUUGGCAGGAUGGUAGGGUGGACAAGAAGGUGUACCAGAAACAAGUGGAGGAGGAAGAACUUGAGAAGAAGAAGGAGUAG